CUUUAAGCAUUUCCGCACAGCAGCCUGAGAGAAAGAGAAAGCCACCUACCAACUCGUGAACACACCGCAUUCCGCUCUUCGACAGGCUUCCACAAAGCACUCAAUUCCCAUCUCAUCUCGGGUGAUGGAGGCUUGAGGGAAAACGAUGGCGUCCCCUUCGCACGAUGGCGUUCGCUUCCAGCAGCUCGCCUCUGGUCGGAGCACGCCGAGAUCGUCCUUCGACUCUCACUCGGCGGCGCCCGACCCUCACGACGCCGAUGACGAGGCCUUCGCCCUCCUGUCGGCCGAUGCGUCUCUGAUGUCGGACGACGAUAUCGAGAUGGAGAAUCUUAAAUCCGUUGACGACGACGACGACGAUGACGACUGUGGUUCAUCCGCUCCGGGGCCCAGCCGACCGGGUCAUGUCCGAGGACUAUCCGACAUCGAUCCACAGAUCCAGGAUGCGAUCGAUGCUGAACGGAGCCUCACGCCUCGAGAGGCCAUUCGCGCGUAUCCCAUGGCCGUUUUCUGGAGCCUGGUGGUGUCUCUGUGUGUCAUUAUGGAAGGCUACGACACGAUUCUGAUAGGUAGCUUCUUCGCCCAUCCCGAGUUCGCCAAGAAAUACGGCGACGGGCAAGACAGCGAAGGUCGGGACCAGCUGUCUGCUUUAUGGCAAGCGAUCCUGGGCAACAGCAGCACAGUCGGCUGCAUCUUUGGCGUCGUCGCCAACGGCUUCAUCGUCGAGAGGUUCGGCCAGAAGUUCGCCCUCAUCAGCUCCCUGUUCGUCCUCUCCGGCUGCAUCUUCGUCACCUUCUUCGCCACCAACAAGGUCAUGCUCAUGCUCGGCCAGAUCGCCUGCGGCCUGCCGUGGGGUGUCUUCGCCUCGUCGGCGCCGGCCUACGCGUCCGAGGUGCUGCCCCUGGCGCUGCGCGUCUACCUGACCACGUGGACCAACAUGUGCUUCAUCAUCGGCCAGUUGAUGUCCGCCGCCGUCCUCGCCGGCCUGCUCCCCCGGAGAGACGAAUGGUCUUUCCGCAUCCCGUUCGCCCUGCAGUGGUCCUGGCCGGUGCUCCUCAUCCCGUUACUUGUCUUCGCCCCGGAGUCUCCGUGGCAUCUCGUCCGCAAUGGCCAGCUCGACAAAGCCGAAAAGGCAUUGUCCCGCCUCCAGAGACGGAAGGUCAACAACAUGGACGCCAAGGUCCGGUUGAAAGAAAUCAUCGAGACCGACCGCAUGGAGCAGAGGCAUCAGACGGGAACCAGCUACUGGGACUGUUUCCGGGGCGUGGAGAGGCGCCGGACGGAGAUCGCGUGCCUCGCCUUUGCCGGACAGGUCCUCUCGGGCUCGAGCUUCGCUUACAACUCGGUCUACUUCUUCCAGCAAGCGGGUCUGAAGCCGCAGGACAACUACGACCUCAACGUGGGCGGGACGGCGUUGGCCCUGAUCGGAACCGUCGUCAACUGGGUGGCGUUCAUGCCGUACUUUGGUCGCCGUCGCAUCUACCUCUGGGGCAUGUUCAGCAUGGCCACGAUCCUGUUCGUCAUCGGUAUCCUCGACAGGGUCGGACGCAUGCCGAACGCCGCCACCGAGCCGAUCGGCUGGGUGCAGGCCAGCCUCACCCUCGUCUGGACCUUCAUCUUCCAGCUCUCCGUCGGCCAGCUGGGGUGGGCGAUACCCGCGGAGGUCGGCUCGACGCGCCUGCGACAGAAGACAAUCUGCGUUGCGCGGUUCACGUACUACGUCAUGAGCCUGCUGGCCAGCACCAUCCAGCCGUACUUCAUCAACCCGAAUGCGUGGAACCUCAAGGGGACCACGGGGUUUGUCUGGGGCAGCUCGGCGUUUGCGACGUUUGUCUGGGCCUUCUUCCGAUUGCCAGAGACCAAAGGGCGCACGUACGAAGAAUUGGACUAUCUCUUCCAUAACGAAAUACCUACCAGAGAGUUCGAGAGUACCGAGGUCGACAUCUUUGACGGGGAGGAGGAGAAAGUUUUUUCGUCUUCUGCAAAGUAACGCGAGGGCCGUUGCAGCCCGUUCGUUCCUCUACACGGCCCUUUCUACCAGCUGUUUAUGUUGAACAGGCCGUCUGUGUUGCUCCCACCCUAUGCUGUGCCUUAUAGAAGAAAAUAAGAGGGGGAAAGGCCAAUAUGUGGAGGGCAAGACGAUUGGGAGAGAAGGACAAUGGCAGAAGAAGUGCCAUGAAGUUUGAACCGCCGUUGGAAAGGCCGUUGAAUGCCAAGACCCUUGCAAACAGACAUGAACAGGAAUUCCUGGUUUUCCUGUCUUUCGCUCCGUGAUCCACUCUCUCAAUGUUUGAUCGCAAAUUGGGACAAUAGAGUGUAGAAGUGUUUACUUUCAGGUACUAGAAUAGGAAGCAACCAUGUUUCUUUUUCGUAUCCCAAGGAACCCGCGCAGCUAUUUGCUUUGCUUUACAAAACAUCCAAUGAAGAGGAUGAGGAUUCCCUAGUGCAAGUGGCUGUAGCAGGUGGGGUUUAGACU
This is a messenger RNA of Colletotrichum destructivum, 2473 nucleotides long. Its product is annotated as Putative major facilitator, sugar transporter, major facilitator superfamily. The coding region runs from base 146 to 1987 and encodes 613 amino acids. Lineage: Eukaryota; Fungi; Ascomycota; Sordariomycetes; Glomerellales; Glomerellaceae. Gene Ontology annotation, biological process: transmembrane transport; carbohydrate transport. The transcript is spliced from 2 exons. Gene Ontology annotation, cellular component: membrane. Gene Ontology annotation, molecular function: carbohydrate:proton symporter activity. The record is from RefSeq and is a predicted model, not a curated record.